CUUGUACCUCAUCUCUGUGCUGCCUAAAGGAGCGACCCCGCAUCAGUCCCAGGCUGUAGUCCACCUGGUGCCGCGAUAAAAAGGUUACAAGUUCAGGUUCUGCAAUGGGAUGUAGUCUCUCUUGGAUGAGCGAAACCAAGAGACAAACCCAGAGAGAGCAUCUGUCAAAACCUGAACAGUAGCGUCAGAAUUGCACAGAGCCGGCAAGCCGACCAAAGCAGCAGCUCUGCCGCCGAACCGAAAUGUCGGAUGUCACUUCACCAACUCCAGAACCUCCUCAAAUCGUCAACCCUCCACCUCCCGAGGUGACGAACACCACUAAACCCGGCCGAAAGACCAAUCAGCUGCAGUACAUGCAGAAUGUCGUGGUCAAGACUCUGUGGAGGCAUCAGUUCGCUUGGCCUUUCUACCAGCCAGUCGAUGCCAUCAAGCUCGGAUUACCGGACUAUCACAAGAUAAUAAAGAAUCCGAUGGAUAUGGGCACCAUCAAGAAAAGGCUAGAGAACGUGUACUACUGGAGCGCCAGCGAAUGUAUGCAAGACUUCAAUACAAUGUUUACCAACUGUUACAUCUACAACAAGCCAACAGAUGACAUCGUUUUAAUGGCUCAAGCGUUGGAGAAGAUCUUCCUGCAGAAGGUUGCUCUGAUGCCCCAAGAGGAAGUGGAGCUGUUGCCUCCUGCCCCUAAAGGCAAAGGUCGCAAACCUGGACCAGGUCAGCAAGAGGGAAGCGUGACUUCUGGCUCGCCAACCUCCGCGUUCCCGGGUGCCACUUCGCCAGUCUCUCAGCCACCGGUCAUCUCUCCUCCAGCGCCUGCUAUCACGCCCAGCACACCCACUGUACAGAACACGCCCGCCACCCCAAUAAUGCCUGGCAUGCCUCCCUCGCAACCCUUCGGCAAAAAGAAAGGGGUGAAGAGGAAAGCGGACACCACCACACCCACUACCUCUGCCAUCACGGCCAGUAGGAGCGAAUCGCCAACCCCUCUCUCUGAGAGCAAGCAGGCCAAAGCGGCGUUGCGGAGAGAGAGCACUGGGCGACCCAUCAAACCACCCAAGAAGGACUUGGACGAGGUAGAAGCGGGUCAGCAAGGAGCCAAACGAGGCCGGCUCACCGAGCACCUCAAACACUGCGACACCAUCCUGAAAGAAAUGCUCUCCAAGAAGCACGCUGCAUACGCCUGGCCGUUUUACAAACCCGUCGAUGCCGAAGCACUCGGACUGCACGACUACCAUGACAUCAUCAAACACCCCAUGGACUUAAGUACAGUCAAAAAAAAGAUGGACGGUCGGGAAUACCCGGAUGCACAGAGCUUCGCCUCCGAUGUGCGAUUAAUGUUCUCAAAUUGUUAUAAGUACAACCCACCUGAUCACGAGGUCGUCGCCAUGGCACGAAAACUCCAGGACAUGUUUGAGAUGCGCUUCGCUAAGAUGCCGGACGAGGCAGCCGAGGCGACCGUGGUGGGCGCUGCUGCCGGAGCGGGCGUGGUCAGUAAAAGCACGGCGAGCAGCGAGAGCAGCGGCGAAUCCUCUAGCUCGGACAGCUCCGACUCGGAGGAGGAGAGAGCAACUCGCCUUGCCGAGCUGCAGGAACAGGUGGGUGCGGAACAGCUGAAAGCCGUCCACGAGCAGCUCGCUGCUCUCUCGCAGGCUCCUGUCAGCAAACCAAAGAAGAAGAAAGAAAAGAAGGACAAAGACAAGAAGAAGAAAGACAACAAACUGAACAAAGGCAAGCUAGAAGACGAUAAGAAGGCUAAGGCGGUGCAGCCUGCGAAACAGCCCCAGCAGAAAAAGGCGCCAGCCAGGAAAGCUAACAGCACUGUCCCUGGCAACAGGCAAGCCAAGAAGGGAGCAAGAGGAGGGCUAGGCUACGAGUCGGAGGACGAAGACGCGGCUCUGCCCAUGACGUACGACGAGAAGCGGCAGCUGAGUCUGGACAUCAACAGACUGCCUGGAGAGAAGCUGGGCCGUGUGGUGCACAUCAUCCAGUCCCGUGAGCCCUCGCUGCGAGACUCCAACCCCGACGAGAUCGAGAUCGACUUUGAGACACUCAAACCUUCCACCCUGCGUGAGCUCGAGCGAUACGUCAAAACCUGUUUACAGAAGAAACAAAGGAGACCUUUACAGAAAGGUGGCGCCGGACCAGGUACGGGUCCGUCACGGCUCAGCGGCAGCAGCAGCUCUUCAGACUCGGGCAGCAGCAGCUCCAGCGGCUCCACUUCAGACAGCAGUGACUCCGACUGAUCCCUUUUUUUAUUUCCACUUUUAAUUUCUUCUCUUUUUUUUUUUUAUGUCGUGUGCAGUCGUGAUUGUUUCUCUAAGACUUUUUAUAUAAGAAAGAGAGAGAGAAAAAGAAACAAUGAAAAUGCAUCAUGUCUGAACUUUUUUUUUUCUUUUCUAAGAAAUACCAUUAUGGGGAAAAAAAUUACAAAAAAAAGUUAAAUUAAGCGAUUACAUAUUUCCAGUGACCGUGAAAGGGAUGUUUUAGAUCAGCCAAGCUAUAAAGAAAACAUUUCUGAAGCGUCCGUGGAAAGAAAGGAAACGGAACCUUCACAACUCGAUUGCAAAUGGGUUGGAAUAAUAAAAAAAAAAAAUGUUAAAAACAAACAAACAAAAAAAAAAAAACGGUAACCAAUGGCAUCUCUGGGCAAGAAAGAAAUAAUGGAAGCUCAUGGACAGUUAUUUUUUUAUUUCAGAUGCUCCCGAUUUCCAAAAUCGGCUCCUGUGUAUUUAUUUUUAUUUUUCCUUUAUUCCUUUGCAACUUUUUUUUUUUUUUUUUUUUUGCUUUCUUUCUUCUUUCUCCUCCUUAUUCUCUUCAUACUCUCUGUGCCAUGAAUAGAUUUUAUUUUAAUUUGUAUUUUUUUCACACAUUCAUAAAAAUCAAUGGUGUUCGUGUCCGCUUG
Messenger RNA from Ictalurus furcatus (blue catfish), 2902 nucleotides. It is a transcript of the gene brd3a, whose product is annotated as bromodomain containing 3a. NCBI's taxonomy places the organism in Eukaryota, Metazoa, Chordata, Actinopteri, Siluriformes, Ictaluridae. The transcript is spliced from 11 exons. The record is from RefSeq and is a predicted model, not a curated record. Bases 243 to 2243 code for a protein of 666 amino acids. Gene Ontology annotation, biological process: chromatin remodeling; regulation of DNA-templated transcription. Gene Ontology annotation, cellular component: chromatin; nucleus.